AUGGGAAACACAGACAGUCACAGCAGCUUCGUCCCUCCUGCCAAGUCCUCCUCCUCCCUCCGGUUUUCCUCCAGGAGGGAGGAGGUGCCGUCGGCUCGCAGCUGGUGGAGGAGCAGCCAGGGGGGAAGCAGGAGCCGGGGGAGCAGCUACCUGAACCAGCACACCGCCGGUCCGCCGUUCACCUCCUGGCAUUAUGAGCAGGCAGCCAAAGCCACCAGAGGAGGAUCCGGAUCUCCUCCGAGGUUCCUCAGAAAUAACCAGUUCGUGGAGGCCGCCGGCGGCCCAGAGCGGACCUCCGUGGAGAGUGGCGGCAGCCCGAAGGUGCUGCUCAGCAAAGACGGCAGCAUGAGGGUGGAGUUCAGCAACGCCAGGGGAGUCCCCUUGGAGCCGCAGGGCCUCUUCGCCACCGCCGCAACCGGCACCACUGCAGGUAACGAGCCCUCCCUCCGCACCAGUAAAGGCAGCUCGCUCAGCUCCGACGGCUCCUGGUACGACUCCCCGUGGGGGACCGGCGGCGAGCUGGCCGACAACGUGUUCGUCUGCCGGCAGAGCGUGGCGAGCCGGUUCACCGAGGAGACCGCCGCCACCAGCAGCGGGUACAACACCGUCUUCUCGACCCAGGUGGACGCACCUGGAUCCGACUCCGGCCUCGUCUUCCCCACCACCGGCUACAACACCUGCUCCUCGGGGCGAACGGAGGACAGCGGCAUCGGAGACUCGGUGGUCCUGCAGGCCGACCUGAGAGACUUUGGCCUGGCUUCGCCGUCGUCGUCCUCCUUGCUGGACGGCGUUUGCCACAAUGCGCCGCCCGCCUUCCCCACCACGCCGGACGCCACGGCGCUACUGCUGCUGGAUGAUGCCAUCCGGGAGGAGGAGGAGUCAGGAGGAGGCGGGGAGCAGCGCUACUCAUCUGUGACGCUCCCCUGCCGCAGGGUCGAGCCCGCCGCCGCCACCGGGAACAACCGCAAGGACUUCCUGAAGAACCGAAUCAGACGACUCAGCGACUGGACAGGAAGUCUGAGCAGGAAGAAGAGGAGGAUCCAGGAGACUAACGGCAGCGACACCACCAGCACCUUGUGGUCCUCCAACCCUCUCCACACCCUGAACCUCAAGCAGAACCAGUUUCCAUCAGCUCACUGUGGCUCCUCCAGGAGCCUGGACCAGAACCAGUUCCCAGCAGCUCACUGUGGCUCCUACAGGAGCCUGAACCUGAACCAGAACCAGAGCAACGACGUCCAACGGCAGAACGUCUAUGAAAACUUCAUGCAGGAGCUGGAGACGGGCUGCAGCAGCACAGCUGAACUGACGGAGCUGUCAGAGGAGGAGGAGGAGGAGGAGGAGGAGGAGGAGGAGGAGGAGGAGGAGGAGGAGGAGGAGGAGGAGGUGGGAGGAGGAGGCGAGCAGCUGGACGUCCUGCUUGAGGAGGAGCAGGGCGCGGUGCGACGGGCCGGGUGGCUCUCCUUUAAAGCUCUCAUCACCGUCAGCAGAGACAGGAAGCUGGAGCUGGUGCCUCGACGCAGGUGGAGACACUACUGGGUCACUCUGAGAGGUUGCUCGCUGCUGUUUUACGAGACUUACGGUAAAAGUGUGGCCGCCGACCGGGAGCUCUCGGCCCGCUUCGCCCUGCUGGCCGCCGACGGCCUCGUGCAGGCCGUCCCCGAGCACCCCAAGAGAGAGCACGUGUUCUGCCUCAGCAACGCGCACGGAGACGUGCACCUGCUCCAGGCCACCAACCAGACCGACCUGGAGAACUGGGUGACGGCGAUCCACUCGGCGAGCGCCUCCCUGCUGGCGCGGCGCCAGGGGAAGGAGGACACGCUGCGCCUCCUGCGCUGCCAGAGCCGCUCACUGCUGCACAGCAUCGACAUGGACGGCAAGAUGAAGAAGAUGGCGGAGCUGCAGCUGUCCGUCAUCAAGGAGGCCAAGAACAGGAGGUCCGUGGAGAGCCAGAUCCAGCAGUGGGAGCAGAACCUGGAAAAGCUGAACCUGGAUCUGUUCCGGCUGCGCUGCUAUCUGUCCAGCCUGCAGGGCGGCGAGCUGCCGAACCCCAAGAGCCUCCUCGCUGUGGCCAGCCGGCCCUCCAAGAGCAUGCUGGGACGCCUGAGGGUCUUCUCCGUGUCCUCCUUCCACGCUCUGGUGUGCAGCCGGGACGAGGAGGCGAUGAGGAGGCGCUGCGGGACGGGAGGAAGCGGGAGGGGGGCGGGGCUUCCGUCCUCUCUGAGGGCUCUGGACGGACUGAAGAGACGCAGCAGGGAUGCCAGACCCUCCACGUCCCAGAGAAGCAAACCGAGGGUGGCGGCGCCCCCUGCAGGACGCCCUGCAGCUCUGCAGGCGCGUGACGAGCUUCCGGGUGUUUUCACGCUGAACAUCUGUCGGCUCGACGCUUCAGAAGACUUCGGCUUCAAGGUGACGGGUCACGUGGACGCGGAGGGGCGGAGUCUGGUCCACGUCAGCGAGGUGGACGCGGAGGGACAGUCGGCCAGAGGAGGCCUCAGGGCGGGAGACCAGGUCCUGGCGGUGAACGGGGCCGGUGUGUCCGGACUGGACCUGGACCUGAUGCAGAGCCUCUUCAGCCACCAGAAGCUCACGCUGCGGCUCCAGAGGGACCGGGAGCCCGCUGGCCCCCUGGACCUCCAGACCUGGACCAGCAUCGAACCUGAGCUUGAUUCCACAGACGUCCCGUUUCCUGUUUGUGACGACGAGCUGCGAAGACAGAACGUGCAGCGGGUUCCCACCCUCUACCAAACCUUCCCAGAAUGCCGAGCGGCGGAGGCCGAUGUUCCCAGGAACCCGUACGGCCGAGACGCCGCCAUGCAGCCCGCAAGCCCCGCCCACCUGAGCGCGUGUCAGCGUCUGCGUAAAGUCAUCCAGGAACUGGUCGACACGGAGAAGUCCUACGUCAAGGACCUGGUCCGUCUGUUUGAGGUCUACCUGACUCCGCUGCAGAAGGAGACCUUCCUUAGCAAAGAAGAGAUGGAGGCGUUGUUCGGCAGCCUGCCGGAGAUGUUGGACUUCCAGAGAGUUUUCCUUCAGACGCUGGAGGAGAGAAUCUCCUCCUGUCCCGACUUCAGCCACCCGGAGACACCUGAGCAGCUGAAGCUCCUCCUCUUCUCGUUGGGCGGAUCUUUUCUCUUCUACGCCGACCACUUCAAGCACUACAGCGGCUUCUGUGCCAACCACAUCAAGGUCCAGAAGGUCCUGGAGAGAGCGAAGACAGACGGAGCCUUCAAGAACUUCUUAGAGACCAGGAACCCGACCAAUCAGCACUCGUCGUCUCUGGAGUCGUACCUGAUCAAACCUGUUCAGAGAGUCCUGAAGUAUCCACUGCUGCUGAGGGAGCUGGCCUCCCUGACCGACCCCAAGAGCCCCGAACACACACACCUGACAGAGGCGCUGAGAGCGAUGGAGAAAGUAGCGACUCACAUCAACGAGAUGCAGAAGAUCUACGAGGACUACGGCUGCGUGUUCGACCAGCUGGCUGCAGAGCACAGUUCACCUGACAAGCAGGUGACGGAGAUCUCCAUGGGGGAGUUCCUGGUCCACUCGGCGGUGGUCUGGCUGAACCCGCUCCCCAGUCUGGGCCGCCUGAGGAAGGAACCCGAGCUCACCGUGUUCGUGUUCAAGCGGGCCGUGAUCCUGGUCUACCGGGAGACCGGCAAGCUGAAGAAGAGGACGACCGCCUCCCGCUCAGCUGACCCAGACUCCUUCAGGUUCCGCUGGUUGAUCCCAGUGUCGGCGGUUCAGGUCAGACCGGCCAACAUCACAGGCUCAGAGGACCAGUGUGUGUGGGAGCUGGUCCACAGCCGGUCGGAGCUGGAGGGACGGCCGGAGACGGUGUUUCAGCUCUGCAGCAGUGGUGUGGAGACGAAGGCCAGUGUGCUGCUAGCUCUGCGCUCCCUCCUCAGGGAGCGAGCGCCCGCCGGCUCCCUGAGGAGGACCAGGCUGUCGACGGCCGAGAGGAGCAGCUCCUGGAGGAGGCGGCAGCAGAGGAGGACGACUCCUCAUCCGUCGGCAGACGGCCGUCGGUUCCUCGGGAAGGAAACCUGCUCGGAGCCUCUGCUGCCGAACCGCGGCACCGCCGCCCCGACGGGGAAGAGGACCAGACUCUGCUCUCUGACCGGCGAGCUGGAGGCUCAGCUGCAGAGGCUGAACUUCACCGAGGAGGAGGAGGAGAAGGAGGAGGAGAAGGCACAGCGAGGAGCGGACGACCGGAGGAACCGGGCUAAGAGACGGAGCUCCAGUCUGCGACAAAGUCCAGGAGGAGAAGUGCUGGACCUCGGCGGUCUGCUGGAGAGAGACUUCAGCGUUCAGAGCUUGACCUCCAUGAUUAGCGAAGACUGUUUCUAUGACAGCGUGUUGGGGAGACGGACGGCUAACGAGCUAACGUGCUAACGGGGAGAAGACUGAAUCUUCAAGACUACUGGAAUAAAACUCCAGUUCCUGUUUCUGACCUCCAUCACCAGGAAGUCCUUGAAACACUGCUCUCAUCUUGACGAGAUCACAGACGACGGGAAUGAAGAAACAUCACAGACGACGGGAAUGAAGAAACAUCACAGACGACGGGAAUGAAGAAACAUCACAGACGACGG
This is a messenger RNA of Cyclopterus lumpus (lumpfish), 4589 nucleotides long. It is a transcript of the gene tiam2b, whose product is annotated as T-lymphoma invasion and metastasis-inducing protein 2. NCBI's taxonomy places the organism in Eukaryota, Metazoa, Chordata, Actinopteri, Perciformes, Cyclopteridae. The transcript is spliced from 22 exons. The record is from RefSeq and is a predicted model, not a curated record. The coding region runs from base 1 to 4392 and encodes 1463 amino acids. Gene Ontology annotation, molecular function: protein binding; guanyl-nucleotide exchange factor activity. Gene Ontology annotation, biological process: activation of GTPase activity; positive regulation of axonogenesis; small GTPase-mediated signal transduction. Gene Ontology annotation, cellular component: synapse; membrane.